CAGGCGCGGUGAUGGCGGCGGGACGAUGCUGACGGUUGGGAUCACAGGCGGCGCCGAGCAACCGGGACACGGCCAUGGCCAGGUUGGCCGACUACUUCGUGCUAGUGGGCUACGACCACGAUAAGCGCGGAAGUGGUGAUGGUCAGGGCCGGAUUAUCCAACGCUUCCCAGAAAAAGAGUGGGAAGACAACCCCUUUCCACAGGGAAUUCAGUUGUUCUGUCAGCCGAGUGGAUGGCAUUUGGUUCUCGAAAGGAAAUCUCCCAACUUCUUUGUGGCGGUUUUAACUGAUAUCAACUCGGAGAGGCAUUAUUGUGCAUGCUUCACUUUUUGGGAAGCAGUUGAGAGUUCACAGCCCCAGAAGAACCAUACUAAUGAUGUUGAUGAUGAGGAGGACUCGAAAUUUGUCCAGGCCCCACAGUUAUUUGCCCCAAAGAGUCUCGUUCUGGUUUCUCAGUUGGAUCACACCGAGGUGUUCAGGAAUUGUCUGGGACUGAUCUACACUAUUUACAUUGAUAGUCUGAAUUUUCCAUUGGAGUCGGUGAUUGGAAACCUGCUAACUUGCAUCAUUCCUAUCACUGGAGGAUCUCAGAGAACAAUCUCACUGGGAGCGGGAGAUCGUCAGGUGAUACAGACCCCCGUCAAUGAUGCGCUGCCAGUCAGUGGCUGCAGUGUUGCACUGCUACUCAAACAGUUGGGUAUUAACAAUGUGCUGGAGCUUUUCUGUGCUGCCCUAACCGAACACAAGAUUCUGUUCCUGUCUUCCAGUUACCAGAGGCUGACAGAGGCCUGUCGAGCACUCCUUGCUCUCAUGUUCCCUCUAAAGUAUAGUUUUACAUAUAUCCCAAUCUUACCGGCUCAACUUCUUGAAGUGCUGAGCAGUCCCACGCCUUUCAUCAUUGGAAUCCACUCUUCCUUCCGAGCAGAGAUGCAGGACCUGCUGGAUGUAAUCGUGGCUGAUCUGGAUGGUGGCACAGUUCUGAUUCCGGAGUGUAUCCACAUCUCAGUCCUGCCGGAGCCUCACCUGCUCCAAACUCAGACAGCACUUUCUAUGGUUUUGGACCCAGAAUUGGAGUAUGCGGAUUAUGCCUUCCCACCUUCCUCUAUGUCAGCCUCUUCAAUGAAGUUCCAGGAUAAGGAGAUCCGUGCUGUCUUUCUGCGUUUGUUUGCACAGUUAUUUCAGGGUUAUCGGUGGUGUCUGCAAAUUAUCCGCAUCCAUCCGGAGCCAGUCAUUCGUUUUCACAAGGUGGCCUUUCUGGCCCAACGAGGGUUACUAGAUGUUGACUUUCUGACCAAAGUUCUAGAAGGAAUGGCCUUUGCACGAUUUGUAUCAGAAAGAGGCUCACCGUAUCGACCAUGUGACUUGUUUGAUGAGUUGGUAGCAAAUGAAAUCGAGAGAAUACGAUCAGAGGAGGGAAAUGCACAGAAAGUUCUGAAACACGUGAAAGAAAUAUCAGAACAGCUUCACCGGAACGAGAACCCUUACCCAGCAGUUGCUAUGCACAAAAUACAAAAACCAAAGGAGGGGUCCCAUCUGCGGGUGCAGCAGAACACCUUCCCUCACCUGGAUGAGGGAACAGUGCAGUGGAUCAUCGACCAGGCCACUGCUAAAUUGAAGAAUGCCCCACCUGCAGUUAAAGCUGAAAUGAAAUGCAUGGUGCCAAUGGGACCUCCAAGCGCUACCAUGAUCGAUCAAAAUGGUAUCGUCCUCGCCAACAGUGCUCGAAGAUUAGAGGUUGUCAGAAAUUGCAUAACCUACAUAUUUGAAAACAAAAUGUUAGAAGCCAAAAAGCUGCUUCCUGCCAUGUUAAGAGCCCUGAAGGGACGUGCCGCCCGACAAUGCCUCACCCAAGAGCUAAAUUCACAUGUCCUGCAAAACCGAGCCGUCCUCGACAAUCAGCAGUUCGACUAUAUUGUCCGGAUGAUGAACUGUGCAUUGCAGGAUUGCACACCAUUGGAUGAACAUUUAGUUGCUGCAGCUCUACUCCCGCUGGUUACAGCCUUCUGCAGAAAGCUGGGCUCUGGCGUCACACAGUUCGCUUACAGCUGUAUACAGGAACACCUGGUGUGGACCAAUCUCCAAUUUUGGGAGGCCAUGUUUUACAGCGAUGUACAGAAUCAUAUCCGAGCGUUGUACUUGGAAGUCGAUGGUGACCAUCCCUCAGAAACAGGUUGUAACAGCGUGGAGAAGCAGCAAAGAUCAGCGCUGGAAGUGGCAGCAGAACAAUUACGCAUGUGGCCAACCCGCAGCAAAGAGAAGCAACAAGAACUGAUUGAUAAAGAGGAAAGCAUAGUAUACAGUCAGGCCAUUCAUUAUGGCAAUCGCCUUACCUACCUGCUCUUGCCACUCGAUACCAGCAAGAAUCGCCUGCUCCGCAGUACAGCUGUUGGAGACUUGGAAAGUGUGAGCAACAGCUUUGUAACAAACAGUAUUGCAGGCAGUGUGGCCGAGAGCUAUGAUACUGAAAGUGGGUUUGAGGAUGCAGAAACUUCUGAUGUGGCAAAUUCGGUGGUUCGAUUCAUCAACAGAUUUGUGGAUAAAGUCUGCACAGAGAGCGGUGUCAGUAAUGACCACUUAAAAGCACUUCAUGCCAAUUUACCAGACAUUGUGCAGAUGCACAUUGAGACAUUGGAUGCUGUUCAUCGAGAAAGCAAACGCCACCCCCCUAUUCAGAAGCCUAAACUUCUGCGUCCGGCUCUGCUGGUUGGGGAGGAACUGGUAAUGGAAGGGCUGCGAGUAAACCUGAUACCAGAUGGAAGAGAGGAAUCAGUGGGUGGUUCCUUGGGAGGCCCCCCCAUCCUCCCAGCAGAGGGUGCCAUUUUCCUCACCACCUACCGUAUCAUCUUCAAAGGGGCGCCCAUUGAAACAUUAGCUGGGGAACAGACUGUGAUUCGAUCAUUCCCUGUUGCCUCUUUUGCCAAAGAGAAGAAAAUUAACCAGCAGUCGCGCACUGACCAGGAUUCCCAGGAUGGGCUCCAAUUGCGUUCCUCCACUUUUCAGUUGAUGAAGAUCACCUUUGAUGAAGAGGUGGCAUCUGAGAUGGUGGAAAUAUUUCGGAAACACAUCCACAAACUGAGGUACCCACAGUAUGUGCAAAGCACCUUUGCAUUCACUGUAGGCCAGUCGCCUAAGCAAGUUGUGGAGUCCAAGCAGAAGGAGAAGAACCCGUCGCUGAGGACCAUGUCUAAGAAUAUCAUGAAGAAUGCAAAGAAGACAAUUGGACGGCAAUAUGUGACCAGAAAGAAGUAUACACCACCAACCUGGGACCAGCGAGCCACUCCACACGGUGACAAUUUAGAUCAAAUCUCUGUUUCAGAGGAGAUAGAGCAGAGUGCACUGACACUUUCCACCACCAUUAGAUCAGAUAAAUCAACCAUGAGCCACAUGGUAGAGCGAGCUUGUUGUCGUGACUACCAGCGCCUGGGCUUGGGCACGCUCAGUAAUAGUCUGACCAGGUCGAAGAAUGAACCAUUCCGAAUAACUACAGUAAAUCGCAUGUACAGUGUCUGCAGGAGUUACCCCAGCCUGCUGAUUAUCCCGCAGAGCAUACAAGACAGUACAAUGCAACGCAUCUCACGGUGUUACAGACAAAAUCGCUUCCCCGUUGUAUGUUGGAGGAACUCACGCACAAAGGCCGUGCUCCUGCGAUCGGCUGGGUUGCAUGGGAAGAGUGUCGUCGGCCUCUUCAAGUCCCAGAAUGCACCAGCUGCAGAUCCGUCUCAGACAGACUCCACCAGUUUAGCACAAGAAAAGUAUUUGCAGGCAGUGAUAAACUCCAUGCCGCACUACGCAGACACAGGUGGUCGCAACACUCUCAGUGGAUUCACGUCUGCUCACAUGAACAGCUCAGACUCGUCUGAUAAGCAGAGGCAGCCAAAGAUUAGUGUGCUGAUGAAACAGGUGAUGGGUGGAAAGGAGGAAAUGACGAACACUUUCAGUCGCGGAGUACUAGGUCACAGAGCCAGGGUCAUCACUCUGGCAAAUCCAAGAGCCACAACGAAGGGGAAAGAAAGCCCUCAAGGAAAAUGGGGCAGUAUGCGUGGCAGUGGACGACUGAGUGCUUAUUCCCUGAAUUCAGACGUAGGACUUCGGCUUGCAGGGAAAGAUACAUUGUCCCCACAGGCUAACGGGGGCCCUUCAGACUCUCACUACUUAAGGCAGCCGCGAGCUGGCCUGUACAUUAUCGGUGAGAAGUCCCAGCUAAAGGGGGCGAAACAAGAUCCUUCACAGCAAUGGGAAGUUGUCCCCAUUGACAUAUUUGAUGCCCGACACGUGAAAACCAGCUUUAAGAAGUUGAUGAAGGCAUGCGUGCCAAGCUCUUCAUCCACGGAUCCCAACCAGUCGUACUACCGUUCAUUGGAGGAAUCUGACUGGCUCUCUCAGCUACACAAGUUGCUUCAGGUAUCAGUGCUGGUUGUCGAGUUGUUGGAUAAUGGAUCCUCAGUGCUGAUCAGUCUGGAGGAUGGCUGGGACGUGACAACUCAGGUGGUGUCCUUGGUGCAGCUGCUGUCUGACCAACAUUACAGGACAUUGGAGGGCUUCCGCCUUCUGGUGGAGAAAGAGUGGCUGUCAUUUGGACACCGUUUCAGCCACCGUGGUGCUCAGACAAUGGCCAGUCAGAGCAGUGGCUUCACCCCUGUCUUCCUGCAGUUUCUGGACUGUGUACAUCAGAUCCAUUUGCAGUUCCCAAUGGAGUUUGAGUUUAGUCUGCACUAUCUGAAAUUCCUGGCAUAUCAUUAUGUGUCCAACCGCUUCCGGACCUUCCUUCUGGACUCUGACCAUGAAAGGAUCGAACUUGGACUGAUGUAUGAAGAGAAAGGAGAGAAGAAGAACCAACAUACAUACAAGUCUGUGUGGGACUACAUUGACCGGCUCAGUAAGAAAACGCCAGUCUUCUUCAAUUACCUGUAUGCACCUGAAGAUGGAGAGGUUCUGAGGCCGUAUGGUAACAUUUCCAACCUUAAGGUAUGGGAUUAUUACACACACGAGACACUUUCUGAAGGGCCACCAUAUGACUGGGAGCUGGUGUACAGUCGACGAGAACAAGUGGAUGACGGGGAAAGAGCUCCUCGGACACAGCGCAAGAUUGUCUGGCCCUGCUAUGAUAACCAAAACAAGACGGAGCCAGAUGCUAUCAGUAAAUUGUUGGAGGAGAUGCAGUCACUGGAGUCUGAGCUGGGUCAAGUGCCAGACAAAUGGAAGGAGACUUGGGACAAGAUCAAAACAACCCAGCGGACAGAGAGCAAGCAGGAGGGUAAGCACUUGUCUUCAAGUUCCCUGCUGAUGUCCUCAAGCCUGUCGCAUCAUCGAAGGUCACAGUGCGUUUAUCUGCAUGAGGCAGCAGUUGGAUCCACUCUGAAUCUGAGUCUGGACACAGACAGUAGCACAACCUCCACUCCCUCCAGUGGUGUCAUGGGUCGAAAAAGUACGAGUACCUUGUACAGCCAGUUCCAGACAUCAGAGAGUGAACACAGGUCAUACGAAGGAAUCCUUUAUAAGAGGGGGGGCGCUUUACUGAAAGCCUGGAAACCACGUUGGUUCGUACUUGAUAAAACCAAACAUCAGUUGAGAUAUUACGACAGUAAAUCAGACACUGAUGUGAAGGGGAUUGUGGACCUCACAGAGGUGGAAUCUGUCACUCUGGGAACAGCAACGCUGGGAGCCCCCAAAAACAUCGAGGACAAAGCCUUCUUUGAUCUGAAGACAACAAAAAGAGUUUACAACUUCUGUGCCCAAGACAGCCAGAGUGCCCAGCAGUGGAUUGAUAAAAUACAGAGCUGCUUGUCUGAUGCGUGAGCAUUUGUACUGCAGGCAUUGCCUGUGUACUUCUGGGUAUAGAGCUCAUCAACUGGAUCUCUGUCAUUAACGGACAACAACUGGUGUAUCAAAAACACAAGAACCAGAGUAUUAUGGAAACUUGUGAUUUCUCGGCCACUCAAUUGCAGAGUCCAGAAGAAAUGGAGGAUGGUGAUUGGAUGUCUUGCUGCCUGUAUCCAGCAUUGGUGUACUUGUGCAUUUGUUGGUGAUCUUCUGUUUAAGAAUCAGCAGAUGCUCUGGAGAGUUGGUGGGGACAGAGAGAGCUUGUUGCACACAUCACCACAAAAGAAGGUUGCAAGUUAGAAUGAGUAUAAAGCAAAAGUGAAACCCUUUCUUGCUCAGGGCCUUUCACACACACAGUUUCCUCUGCUCUUGUCUCUGAACUAAUUUGUGUGUUUAAUUCUGUUGCCAUUUUCAGUAGAACUUUUGUGGCCAAAUUCCUGAGACUAGAGUUGAUAUUCUAGAUCAGCAACUCAUUGCCCAAAUACCAGAGCCUAAAAACCUCUUUCAUCAAAAUGGUUUAAAAGCUCCAGCAAAGCUUAAGUCAAAUCCAUCGGAUUAGUUGCCUGUUCUUGGAGAAAGGAUGUUGGUCGACGGUCAGUCAUUUCAGCCGCCUUUAUUAUAGACCUUGUGAAAUGUCUUAUAACUGCUGUUGGCAACCUCUGCAGUUUCCUCAUUGUUUGGUGUUAGUACAGAAUCAGUGCAGGACAGCGGGAGGAUCAAGCUAAAUUAGUAAGGAACGCAUUGGAUGGUGUGGGACAGCAAUCCCAGAGUGGGAAUCGAGGCAUCUCCAGAAAGGGGAAUGUAUAAAGGCUCUCACCUUAAACCGAAUACUUUACAGAAAAUAUAGGCUAAAAAAUAAGGACAGCCUGCUGUUUACAAAUUGACAUGGGAAUAAUCUUUGCUCAGGUCUGAUUUUCGAUGGGUCAGCACUGCUGCAGCAAUCUGAAGCCAAUUUUGUUGAGGAAAACUGCAGCCACUUGCACUUGUGAACAAGAGAGGGUUAACGGUACAGGAUUGUGUGUGGUUGUUCACUGAGCAGCUCUCAAUGAGAGUAUUAAUGUUCCUUUAAAAUUACUAGAGCCCUUCAAAAUAGGGGCAGCAGUAGGACAAUGAGGGAUGUGUUUGUGUACUUAGUUCUAUAUUAACUUAUGCAAUAAGGAACAGGGCUUGGCAGGUGGUAUAUGUUCACUGUGUUUACAGAGGCAGCUGUGAUGGUUGUGUGCAGCAGGGCUGGGCUGACCCAUACUUAUCCCAGACUGCUCACUCCCGCACCCCUUUUUCUUGGGUCAUGAUGAAAGAGGUGGUGAGGAGCAGCUGCUGACCAGGGAGAGGAGGGACUUCCAGCUCUCAUGGGUGUCUGCACAGAAACAACACAGCUGUGAGAUUAUUUUAACAGUGUUGUAGCUUUGAUUCUGCUGUUAGUGAUGUACAGCUGUACAUAGUUUAAUCCUUGUUCUAUUUAUGCAACAGCUUCCUAGAUAUCAGUGUACAGGUCGAAUGAUAUUUACAAAUUGUUGUGUAUCCACGUGUAUUUGCUAUCUAUUCGGGAAAAAAAAAACAAUGUCAGUGAGCCAGUGGUACACUGAAGGGUGUCGCUAUAUUGCGCCCAUCGCCAACACACUGCAAUUAAGGCUUCAUAACCAUGUCUGUUCAGCCUUGGACAGUUGAAGGGUGCGAGGGAAGCAAGAAGCAGAGACUGCCACAAGUUCUAAAGUUCAAAGUGGGGCGGCUCAAAAGGUGAUCUUCUCUAUCCUGUACUACAGCAAGUAGAAUCUUAGUCAUAUCUUUGACAGACAGCCAAUUGUCUCUCACAACAAAUCUGUCUCAAAUGCAGAAAAAUCCAUAUUUUGGGGAUGUAUUAAACUGUUGAGCAUUUGCUCCUGUGACUCAGACUGAGGGGUCGAGAUCGCAUUCAGAUAUGUCUAGACUGCUUAAAUAUAUGGUUUCCAAUUACAAACGAUAAAGACAUUCUUAUCCUGUUUAGUGUUAAUAUUGUGUUGCCAAUUUAGGAAUAUUGAUGCUAGAAUCUAUUUCACAGCUCGUGCUUUCUCUUGCUGUCAUUUGUUCACUGUCUGUCCAAAUCGCACUUUGCCUUUGACUGUUUUGAACAGUUUUUGUAAAUUUUGCAGCUCACGCUUGUUCUGUCUUACUGUCAGAGUAUCCUAAGUUCUGUAAUGUUGCCUUUAGUCCCUGUGCUGUCAGAUCCCUGAUCAAAUUUUGUUAUAUAUACUCAUUUUUAGCUGUUAACUGCCAACAUUUACAGUUCAAAAUUUCUAGAAUGCCCAGACUAAACCUAAAAGAGACCCGAAUGAUAUUUUGCUGAGGCCUUAUAGUUUCAGAUCCUGCAAGGUCUGAGAUGUGCUUGUGCUACUUUCAUUGUGGAAAGACACUGCCCUUAAAACACAGCUGAAUAUUUCAACUUUGAUGUGAAGCAAUGUAGGCAAGGACACUUCCUGUUCUAAAAAGGAACUGAUGUUCUCAAUAUCAGCAUUUGAAUGUCUUCUGGAGACUAAAAAAGCUGAAUAGUCUGAGAAUGAAAUCUUCUAAAUUAAGGGGUAUUUCAUUAAGGAUGGGUGGUGCAGUGGAGUAAAGACAUUUUACUCCCUGUAAAUGGGCCUCAGUACCAUACAGCUGAAGAGGCUGCCUCUUUCAAGCCUUGUUUCACUCAGUACUCACUCAGUUACCAGGUUGGUUCAUGUAGAAUGCACUAGGAUAAAACCAGAGCAUGUUGAAAAUGCCCACAGGUUGUCCAAUUAAUGGUAUGCCCCUGAAAUAUUCAACUGUAUUUUAUUUUCGAGGUAGACGGAGCCAGCAUUAGGGAAAAUGGUGCCUUGGGUGAACUUGCAUUUGUGGCAACCACACUUCAUUCCUGGCUCCCAGCUCACACCAAACCCACCUCCCAGCUGCCACUCAUGCACUUACUAGUCUGAUCCACAUUCCUGCUGGGGGUGCACAUUGUGCCGCCUGUAGUUGUCAGUCAAAAAAACUGGCUGCCUUGGAACACUUUGGAAGGGUUUGGGAGUAGGGAGGGAGGGCGGAUCUGUUCAAAGUAAUUGCAGGGCAAUUUGCUGUUCGAACAGCUGCAUGUGAUCUGUGUGUAAAAAGAUCAAUUAAUUACUGAAUCAAAUGGGACAGCCCCCCUCCACAAAACAUUAUCACCCACGCAUAAGGCUGCCCUGGAUGUAGAUUCAGAGCUGAUGUAUAUUUCCAACAUGUACAGUUUAUGACCUUUUUUACCAAAAUUCACCAGGAUUUGUAAAUUUUUCCCCUGCGCCAAAUCAGCAACUUCACUGAAUAAUGGGGUCUAGCAAUGUCAGGGGACUUCCAAUAUCAAACCCUCCUCUACAGUCCCUGUGGGGCACUGCAGGCUCGUGUGGUGGGGCACUGCGGGCUCGUGCGGUGGGGCACUGCGAGCUCGUGCGGUGAGUUGCCCUCAUGGAGAUAGGACCUCAAGUAUCACCUUUUUGUGGUCAAUAGUUUUCCCAAACUAAUGUCAUUACUUUUAAAUUAAGGCUUUUUUUAAAUGAAGUGUUUGUCAUGGGGAUUUCACUCCUGUAACCUCAUAUAGCCCAUGCUAGAUCAAUUAUAACAAGAGUCAGGUGCCGGGUAGAGCUUCCUUCACUUUUUUCCAAUUGAAGUUCCCAGGGCCAGUACAUCAUGGAUUAGGUACGAAGUAAAGCUGCCACUGUACUGUCCCAUCAAACACUCGCAGGGUAGAUGCAGUGUAGGUUACAUACAAAUUAAUGUUUAUUCUAUGUUUUACAAUGACAUGAAUUCUCCAUUUGAGAUAAUGUACAUCAUUCACCAACCACCCCAAUAUCACAUUCCUGUUUCCCCCCACCAGCCAUUUGAAGCCACUUGGCUAUUGGGCAAUAGUAUUUCGGUUUUAUUUUGUUGAUGAUUAUAUUUGGUUGGCACUGGACAGAGAAGAAACACAUUUCAUUUCAGACUGGUAGAGGAAGCUGAGAGGAGAGACUCAGCAGGAUUGCGACUCAGUUCCUGGUGUGAAUGGGCAGUGCACUACUCAUUUGCAACACCCUGUGUAAUUUCCACAACUGACCUCUGCAUUGUUUGGUACCUCAUGGUAGAGCGAUGUGAGAUCUGCAAAAAUGGAAAAGUGAGGACACUUGUGAUUCUGCUGACCAACAUCAGAGUUGUAUCUGAUAUGAUGGAAGGUUCACUGUUUCAUAUUUAGGAUCAGACACUUUGGGGAGAAGGAGUAAUGAAUAUAUCAUGAGGUAUUUACCUACAACAGCUUCAUCCUCAGCCUUCUCUAAGUACAAUCAUCAUUUGCCCAACACUCAUCUGUCUCCGUCAUGCUCAAUCCAGAUUGGGACUAUCUCUCUUUACCUGUCCGCAGUGGCAGAAAUGCUGAUGAGAAUCAUUUGAACAAAAGUAGAUCUGAGGGAGAGUGUAGCUCCCUUUCCAAGGAGACCCUGUCUGUACUCCCCAUUCAUACAAUCCAGGGAGAUUCAGUCUAUAGCCCCCCUUUCUCUGUAGAACUUACUGAUGAAGGUUAAAAAGAACUGCAGCUACUUGACAAGCUAAUUAACAAAAAAUAUGCAGUACCCAAUUAGUGAUCCCAGAGAUCAUUGCUGGGUCAUUUUCUUGUUGAAUGUGAGAAUGAUUUCAGGGAUCUGACAGCAGCAAGGUGGGGCAGGCAAAGCAAUUUCUUGUUCUAUAUUUUGUGUGAAAAAAAGUUGUGAUAAAUUGAGCCUUUCAUUUUGGAUUUCUAAAAUCCUCUGUUCAGGACUGUUUAGUUUGAAAAGAAGUGACAAACAUUUUUGUUUCUUCCCACAUUUAAAAAUCUGCUUUGCUUUUGCCCCAAGCUUUUAACUUUGAAAAUGCUUUUAUUUGAAAUAUGAAGAAGAUAAUUCUUUGUACAUAAUCUCAAUUUACAAUUCCUGUAUAAAGAUGGGUGAGAGUCCAGAUUGUAAAAUACAGUAACCAUGUAGAAUUUGGGGUUUCUAUUAGAGUCUGAACAUUGUGGUCUCCAUACAGGAUCCUGUAUUGUGCUUAGACAAAGAGAUAACUGAAAUUUAAUAAAAUAUAUAUUAAAAUA
Molecule: messenger RNA, 10881 nt
Organism: Carcharodon carcharias (great white shark)
Lineage: Eukaryota; Metazoa; Chordata; Chondrichthyes; Lamniformes; Lamnidae
Gene: sbf1
Product: SET binding factor 1
Exons: 42
Coding region: 75-5795 (1906 amino acids)
Source: RefSeq, a predicted model, not a curated record